Messenger RNA from Python bivittatus (Burmese python), 2030 nucleotides. RefSeq names its product embigin (gene EMB). NCBI's taxonomy places the organism in Eukaryota, Metazoa, Chordata, Lepidosauria, Squamata, Pythonidae. The record is from RefSeq and is a predicted model, not a curated record.
GCCAGGGGCGCUGCGGAGCCCAAACUCCGCGCACAGCUCGCUCAGAGGCUGCUUGCACCAUGAGGGUCUCCGACGCGGUCGUCCUACAGCUGGUCCUGCUCCUGGCCCUCUGGGGCUCCUCGGAGGCUGACAUGCCAGAUACUUCUACUCCAUCAGAAAAUACCAGCCAGAAAACUCCAGGAAUUUCUAGCCACACAACUUGGGAAUACUCCAGUUCAGCAGGUCCCUCCUCUACUAUGGAAAGUUUUGGUCAAGCUGAGAAGAUGCCUAUCCUGAAUGAUACCAUUAUCAUACAUGGAUUCCCCAAAGUCUCUGAAACAAAAAGUAUCACAUUAGAGAGUCCAGCUGAACUUGAACUGAUGUGUAGUUUGGUUAUCAGCAACGCCACAAACAUGGAAAAAAUGGAGACCAUUUGGAAGUCAGGAAAUGUAACUAUCAAAACGGAGACCAUCAGGAGGAAUGAAACUCAAACCAAAUGGUGCACUCGAAAUACGAUAAAAGUCAGAAACAAAGACCAGAUGGGAAACUACACAUGUGUUUUUCAAACUAAACCAGAAAUAAAUGCUACAUUCCAUUUACAAGUGCCUCAAAUCCAUGUAAAGUCUGAGCAUAUGAUCACUUAUGUGGGUGACACCGUGAUCUUGACUUGUGAAGUUGGCAAUGAGAAAACUCACUUUAACCCAACUUUUUGGACCUGGUAUUCAAAUAAUGGAAGUGGAGAGGUUCUUAUUAAUUCUACCCUGAUGCCAGAGAAGUACAGCCUUAUCCAGACACAUGCUAACAUUACCAAACUGAAGAUCUUUGAUCUCUCUGAAUUAGAUAGCAGUUUUUACUGGUGCAAAGCUGGAUUUCUACUGGGUGAAAGCAAAGGAAAAGUAUCUCUCAAAGUCCUCACCUAUCUGACCCCUCUCAAACCAUUUCUAGUAAUAGCUGCUGAAGUUAUUAUUUUAGUAGCUCUUAUCUUUAUCUAUGAAGUGUGCUCCAAAAAGAAAGAAGAGAAUACUGAAGUUGAAAAAGAAUUUGAACAAACAGAAACAUUGAAAUCAGAAGACAGCAAUGGUGUGGAAAAUAGUACUACCAGACACAGAAAAGUCUAAAUCCUUUGUGGAAAAGUGGCAAGAUGAAAAGAAAAGCCAAGACUGCACUGAAUAAAAACUUUCUGAAACAGUGGAAUUGCAUCUGCUUGGCUUCUAAUUAUGGCCUUCUAGGUGUCUUUUAAAAAACAAUACUGCUUAAAAAUGCCUUUUUAGUAAUGAAUGUAUUAAAUAAUGCUGAUGCCAUACGUAUUGUCCUAAAAGUUCUAUCUAAACCUAUGCUAUUGACUAUACUCUUACUCCUUUGGCUGCAUUUAGCUGUAACCUAGACUUAACUUUCAUUCAUUGAUCUGAAUAUGUAAAGAGUGCAUUUUUGUAUAUGAUGAUCAGCACCAACUGAUGUAUUCUACUGAUUCCUCCAUGUUAGGAAAAUAAUGUUACCAGAAUAAGCCAUCAAAGCCAAGAUUUACAAGGAAAAGUUAUUACAAAGGAUUUAACAUUUAUACUGAGAAUUAAAAUAUAUCUCUAACCUAGAACCAACUAAAAUAGAAAAAGUCUGGCAUGCAUCUUUAGCCUCCAAUAUUCUGGGUCAACUGAGGAUCACUCUUAGAAUCUCAAAGCAUUUUCUCCUUUCCUUUUGUAAAGAAGCAAGUUAUUAGUUCUCUUGGAAGAGGUUAUUUGACUGGAAGGGUAGUGUGAAGAAUAUGGUAACUAAGUAAAAAAACAAAUACCAGGUGGCUACUUGUCCAGAAGCGCCGUCCAUGAGUGAACAAUAGCAAUACAUCCAAAAGGUAUGCCUUGCAAUCUCAUAAUUUCAUGGUUUAUUAAUAACUUUACCAAAGAAUAGAGAAAGUAUCCAAAUUUCCUUUAAAAAACGAAUAAAGCCAUAACAUUUCUAAUGUGUUUUAAUAGUCUUUUCAAUUUCUGUGCUCCCUUUUCCCUUCUCAUUGUUUUUGCAAUAAAUGUCAGUAAAUAAAUGUCAAAUGUUUGACUCGA